Molecule: messenger RNA, 4920 nt
Organism: Schistocerca serialis cubense
Lineage: Eukaryota; Metazoa; Arthropoda; Insecta; Orthoptera; Acrididae
Gene: Amph
Product: myc box-dependent-interacting protein 1
Exons: 9
Coding region: 83-1387 (434 amino acids)
Cellular component (GO): plasma membrane; cytoplasm
Molecular function (GO): phospholipid binding; protein binding
Source: RefSeq, a predicted model, not a curated record
UUCGAGUCGCCCGCCAGUCCAGUAUAUAUUUUAACGCAAGGAACGCAAGCGAACCAGUUGCUUUCUCUGAAGUGAACUCAAGAUGGCAGAGAGUAAGGGUGCUUUACUUGCUAAAUCGGUGCAAAAACAUGCGGGAAGAGCGAAAGAAAAGAUCCUCCAGAACUUGGGGAAGGUGGACCGCACUGCAGACGAAAUUUUCGACGAGCACUUGCAGAACUUCACACGCCAGCAGAAUGCCGCAAACCGCCUGCAGAAGGAGUUCAACAACUACAUCCGCUGCGUCCGGGCGGUGCAGGCGGCGAGCAAAACCCUGAUGGACUCCCUGAACGAGAUCUACGAGAGCAACUGGACGGGCCACGACCUGCUGUACGUGCAGGCGCAGAACUGCGAGAUGCUGUGGCAGGACUUCAGCCACAAGCUGGGUGACCAGGUGCUCAUCCCGCUCAACACCUACCAGAGCCAGUUCCCCGAGAUGAGGAAAAAGAUCGAGAAGCGCGGCCGGAAGCUGGUGGACUUCGACAGCCAGCGACACAGCUAUCAGUCGCUACAGCAGAGCAACCCGAAGAAGCGCGACGAGCUGAAGAUGGUGCGGGCGCGGGAGUCGCUGGAGGAGGCGAAGCGCACCUACGAGAUGCUCAACUCGGAGCUGCACGACGAGCUGCCCGCCCUCUACGACUCGCGCGUCCUCUUCCUCGUCACCAACCUGCAGACCUUCUUCGCUGCCGAACAGGUCUUUCACUGCGAGUCUGCGAAGGUUUUCGGAGAACUGGAGGCUAUUGUGGACAAGCUAGCAACUGAAUGUCAACGCGGAUCGUACACUGUCAAGAAAAGUUCACCCAAGUCGCCCAAGAUUUCGACUAGUAAUAACAACAUGAUCCAGAGUGUACCAUCUUCACCGACAUCCAUAGGGGCUGGCGAUGACAACCAAGGCCCCCCUCCCCCCUCCCCUAGCAGCCCCCCUCCCAGUGCUCCGUCCCCGGAACCUGCGGCCGAAAACCCACCCCCCACAGCGGCUGCCCCACCGAGGGCGGAGACGGCUCCGAAAGGAGGUGACGAGCCCCACCCGCAGGUAAACGGUAACGCCAAGCCAACACCCUCCUCGGCAGUGCCGGAUGGCACGGCACCUGGCAAGAAAGUGGAAGAGCUGUACGACAUACCUGUGGGUGCUACAACCGACAACCUCCCGCCAGGGGUCCUGUACCGUGUGAAAGCGACGUACAAGUACAAUCGCGAGGACGUGGACGAGCUGUCAUUCGACGUGGGCGAGAUUAUCAGAGUCGUGGAGUACGACGACCCGGAGGAACAGGAGGAAGGCUGGCUGAUGGGCGUGAAAGAGGGUACAGGAGAGAAGGGCAUGUUCCCUGCCAACUUCACGAGGCCGCUGUGAGGUGGCCGCUGCCGCACGGAUCUGUGACGGCAGCUUCCGGCCUCGCGGCGCGGCUCGGCCGGCAGUUCCUUGGCCGGCCGGUCCACUCUUGGCUCUGCUCCUGGCCCACCGCAAUCCGUUUCCCGUCACACGCAAACCUGAGAAUCUCUGCUUUACUCGAGAGGGCCUGUCCACCUCUAUACUACAUGUGACUUUCCCUGCUGCCACGGUGCAGACAAAACUGUGUAAAUGGUGCAGAGUGACAUCAUUCUAUGAUUACAACUUGUUAGUCAAUUGCAGGAUGACAGAUCCUCUGAAGGUGAAGUUCUGAAAAUGUUGGUCAGUUUUAAAAGGCAGUAUAGUUUCACUUAGUUAUUGUAUGUGUUAGAGAGAAAUAUUGUCAACCCAUUGAAUUUUCGGAGGAGGGUUCUUACCUCCUAGACGACAAAUGUCACGUAUGAAAAAAGGACAAGUAAGCAUACAUUUUAAUGGAGUUGUUCUUUUAGUUUUGUUUAACAUGCUCUGCUUGUAUUGGCUACAUUCUGGUGCCGUGUUGUUAUAUUUGGUUACUCUGAAGCAAUCACGGUCAAAUUUAAAUUUCCUUUAAGAAGUUUACAGCAUAUUUUAUCUUAUUUUAAUAUAAAUAUAACUACUAUGACAGCUAUAAGUUUGCUGCAGGUUUUCUUAUAGCUGCUCACAUUGCUCAGAAUACGAAUCACACUCAUUCUUGUCUUGCUGAUACUGUUGCAAGCCCACAGGCUAAGGGAUUAUUCAAAUUUCUAUUUCCAUUUACUGAUUUCCCCCCCCCCCCCCCCCUCCCCCCAGAACAUCAAGAUAUCUCUCCCACUUUUUUGGUCUUCUUUGCCUUGUCUUGGGCAUAAAAUCGUGCCAAAUGAAAAUUACUCUUCUGAAUUUAUUUUUAUAUACAAUAGUUUAUAAGAAUAUUACAAGUAACCAUUAUGUGCUACACCACAGGACAAUUAUUUCUCACUAUUGUGUUUCUCUGUUAGCAUGCUGAAUUUUAUUGCUGUUGUAAAUUGUAAUUUGUGUGGUUUUUUUUUAGGAAUAAUCAUUUGUGAACAAACGUCGAUACAGAAUAAGACAUUUUAAACAGAGUUGUGCCGAUUUUGCUUCGGUUAUAAUUUUACCCUCGUCAGGACAAGAGCCCAGACGUGGAGCCAAGAGUGACUGUAAAAUUGUUACAUAUAUUGUAUUGUAUUUGUAGAAUCUGUAAGAGUACUUUAUCAGUGGCCUAUGUCCUGUAACACAGUUUUUGUGGCAGACACCCUCCUACCUAGGCACCUGCAUAAAGAGAGUGGGCACGCUUCGAAGCUCUUGUCAGCACGCUGCAAACCUGUCUCCAAACGUUUUCAUUCUGUCCGUCCGGAGAUACAUCGAAGUUUUCACUAUGUGCAUUUAGUACUCCUUACAGAUUUACCUGUUCAAGUUGUAAACAUUCCACUUGACCAGCAAUAAAUGAUACGGCACGUGUUUAUCGUAAUGUGCCACUGUUGCCAAAUUGCCAUCUUUGUGAGAAAGCAUUUUAUAUGGCAGUGUUUUUAUCCUUCUUCUGGAGAAAUUUCUUUCUUCCUGCAGUUGAGAGAGAACUGUAUAGAAAAAUAGAUAUUUUGUCGAUCUACCUCCUUGUAUGUAGCCCGGUGGAAUAUUGGAAACUACAAAAACCAAAUGUUCUCUCCAUAAUCUUGCACAACACAAAAUUGUCUCCAAAAUUUUUUUUCUUCCAUCAGAAAAAGGUAUUCUGCAGGUGCCUAGCUAGGAGUUAAAACUGCCCAUAAGUGCCUUUAUUAAACGAAAAGAGAAGAAAAGUACAUAACAAGACACUAAUUCUAUUAAUAGUCUGAAAGGAGAAUGCCAGUACUUCCUAAUGUCUAUGUGACAGUAUUUAUUACACUGGAAAGUAAACACACAUAGACAGAAAAAAUUGGGGAAAUUUCUGAUCUGCUGGUUUGCUUCUUGCUUUAAGAAAUGUGGAAGCUGACCAGUUCCACUGCAUGCUCACAGUUUGUUUCAGGGAGCAUUUAUGCCAAUUUGUGUCUUCCUUUAGCUGCUGCUAUCCAAUCCAUUCUCUCAAAACAGGGAAAGGUGGAUCACAGGCUUUCAGUCUAAAUUGAAAUUGUUGCUCACAUUAAUGUCUUUAUUCCCACUUCCGCACUUCAUGGGGAUAAUGUUACACUUUUUUUAUGCCUCCCCCACCCUCUCCAUUAGGGGCACUACCUGUGUCUUUGGGAACCACUGGUGAAGGUUUCAGAACGUCACAGUUCAUUUUCUUGCUACGCCAUCAUUUCAUUUGUGAAUUUACAAUAGUGUAGCAUUCAUCAUAUCCUGUUAUUCGUCAGCAUAGAGUAUUAGGUUGUCUGUCAACACUGAAUAAAAAUACUCAUAAAAAUGUUGUUGUUCUAAUAUUAAUCUCAGUUUAUUAUUAUCUUUAUACCAUAGCAGUUAUUUUAUCCACUUUUUUCUCCUCCCAUUUCACUGGGGAGUAUGAAUUUGUGAUGUGUGCGCUUCCAAGAAUUAUAGGAGAGCUGAAAGCUCAAAGAAUCUUGUCACCCCUUCCAGUAGAAUGACAAGUAGUUUCUGGAUAAUUUUAUCUGGAUAAGUGGAGUGUUUUAUUUUUUAAAGAAAAUGUAAGAAAUUGAAGGGACAAUUUAGUUCAGUCAACAUUGCUUAUCGUGUAUUGCUUUUAAGUCGUUGUUGUUGUUUUCUUUGUUGAUUACAAAUGUGCUCCUUAUUUAAAGUGUAAACCUUUUUACACCUCCUCCCGUCCAUUUGUUUGUUUGUAAGAAGCAUUCAGCCCAUCGUGUCAUUCAUUUUCCAUUCGCAUGCAUUUCAGAUGUUAUUUUCAGGCAUUUUUAAAACAUUUUUACUACACAUAAUUCAUGAUUUAUUGUGAUUAGUUCUCAUUAUUUCCAGUUCAAGCACUGGUGCCAUUUUGAAAUAAUAAUUAUAUUACUGUGAACAUGUGUACAUUACUGUUGUUCUGAUUUUUAUUGAUAUUGUGAUACAUAAACUGUCAUUGUAGCCAGAACAUGAACAGAUUUUAAUAUUGCUUUAUCACAUAGAUAAGGAAAAAGUUGUGUCUUGAGCAGCUGAUUUUUUUUUUUUUUUUAUUUGUGUGUUCUGAACACGUUUCGUAUUUAUGCUGGGCGUGUUCAGUGGUUUGAAAGUGUAUGAAGAAACUUGAAGAUUGCUGUGUACCACUACUGUUCACCACUUCCGCAUCUCCCUCUGCAACUUCUGCUUGGCAAAAAACAAUUUUUUUUCUAAUCUGUAUGAUAAAGCAAAUUGAAGUUGCAACUGAGGAAAAAUGGCUGAAAAUAUUAACAAUAACAGAUUUUAAUUUGUACCAUUUUUGGAAACUUAUCUUUCCUUUUUUUGCCAUAUUCUCGAAGUAAGAUAGACUGCCGCUAUAUACUGUUACAAAUAUAUUGAACUAAAUUUUUUUCAUAAGUAAAACUGUUUUAGUUUAAUAUGUAUAGAGAAACUAAAACACUGUAUCUUGUUUUAAAAGAUAUUAAAAGUUUUGCUCAACCUUC